This is a messenger RNA of Paraglomus brasilianum, 1113 nucleotides long. Lineage: Eukaryota; Fungi; Glomeromycota; Glomeromycetes; Paraglomerales; Paraglomeraceae. The record is from the annotation of a GenBank genome assembly.
AUGGCGACUUUAGCAUCAACCAAUCCAAAGCAGCUUUUUACAUGCCUCGCUUGCCAAAUAGCCUUUUAUUCCGCCGAGUUACAAAGAGAUCAUUAUGCAACGGAUUGGCAUAGAUAUAAUCUUAAACGCAAAGUUGCCGAACUGCCUCCUAUCACUUCGGAGGUUUUCGCUCAAAAGCUAAUUGAUCAGCAAGCCCAGAGCCAGUCUGACGCAGACAAAGCUAGUUUUAGGGCUGAAUGCUAUGUUUGCAAUAAAACUUACUAUUCUGAAAAUGCUUAUGCAAAUCACCUUCAGUCCAACAAGCAUAAAUCGGCAGAGACGAAAGGCAUUAAUCAAGUGAAAAAAUAUACCAUCAAUAAUAAUCGGUCUGAACAUAAAUCAUCCGAUGAAAUUACAGAAAUAUCUGCGGAUAUGGAACAACUGUCCGUAAUUGACCAAAAAAUUGCCAAUGCAAUUAAACUUAAAGAGGAGGAUUGUCUUUUCUGUACGGAAAAAUCUGCAUCAUUUGAUGAGAAUAUGGAUCAUAUGACAAAAGUCCACAGUUUGUUUAUUCCUGAAAUCGAAUACUUGACCGAUUUACGUGGUUUUAUAAAGUAUCUCGGAGAGAAGAUUACGGUUGGCAAUAUAUGUCUAUAUUGUAACGGGCGAGGGAAGGGUUGGAAGAGUCUGGAGGCUGUAAGAAAGCAUAUGUUGGAUAAGGGACAUUGCUCCAUUGCUUAUGAUAGGGAUGAAGAUAUAAUGGAGAUUUCAGACUAUUACGAUUUUACUUCAAGCUAUUCUGAUGAUCACUCGAAAGCCUACAUUGAUAACUCUGAACUCGUCCUCCCAUCAGGGGCUCGCAUUGGUCAUCGUUCUCUGCGGCUUUAUUACAAUCAAAAUUUACGUCCUCGAGAGGAACGCGAUUCUGUGAUAAUAAACCGACUGCUUACGCAUUACACCAACAACUUUGGUUAUCAAAAUAAUUCCGGCGGUAUAAUGAUCGUUCGUGACGAAACCACCCGCAAGUCGAGAGUCGAACGCUUUGCUGACCAGAAAUCGAGAGCUGAAUUUACUGCGCGCAUAGGAAUAAAGGGCAAUAAACUGCAGAAACACUAUAGACCUCAAAUUUUGUAG